This is a messenger RNA of Cynara cardunculus var. scolymus (artichoke), 939 nucleotides long. RefSeq names its product CASP-like protein 1. The record is from RefSeq and is a predicted model, not a curated record. The transcript has 3 exons. Lineage: Eukaryota; Viridiplantae; Streptophyta; Magnoliopsida; Asterales; Asteraceae. Bases 75 to 686 code for a protein of 203 amino acids.
UCUUUAGCUAACACCCAACCACACCUUCAAGCACACGCAAACUUCAAUUUGCUGCUAUCAAGAUUCCGGUGGCCAUGGCAUCCAUUGACACCACAGCUCAUCCACCUGCCGCCACCGACCCACCAACGAAGUAUUCGGUGCCACCACCUGAAUACAAAGGCAGUAGUUUCGGUCCGGUGGUUGAUAUGGCCUUGAGGGUCAUACUGUUUGCAACCGCCUUGGUUGCUGUCAUCGUUGUGGUCACAUCUAAACAAACCAAACUGAUUCCAGUUGCACCCGGCAUUGUAAUUCCUAAGGAUGCAAAAUUCAAUCACUCCCCAGCUUUCAUAUACUUUGUGGCCGCACUCUCGGUAGCCUGUUUGUACAGCAUCAUCACUUGUGCGUUAUCGGUUUUGGCAUUGAAAAAAGCCGGAGGAAGCUCCACAAAGCUGCAACUUCAUUUCAUCAUCUUUGAUGCUCUACUUCUGGGCAUUGUGGCUGCAGCAACUGGUGCAGCAGGAGGAGUUGCAUACAUUGGACUCAAAGGGAACUCUCAUGUCAGAUGGAACAAGAUCUGCCAUACGUAUGAUUCGUAUUGUUUCCACUUUGCAACCUCUAUUCUUCUCUCACUUAUAUCCUCUAUAACGCUUCUACUGCUCGUUUGGCUCUCGGGUUAUGUGCUAUCAAAGAAGAUCGCGCGGCGGUGAAUCUGUCAGACCGAUAAAAUAUUGACUUUCCAUGUACCGAUUUGACGUUAAUGCCUUUGGUCAUUCAAUUUGUAUCUGUAUGUGUUUUUUGUUUUGAUGGUUUGUGUUCAAUUAUGAAGAUUAUGGGAGAUGGAGGAUUGAUUAAUUUGUGAUAGAAAAUUGUUAGAGGUCCAAAUUAAGUUGCAAGAAAACUGUAGAUUAAAGACAUUGUAAGAGUGUUAUGAAUACGAAUUAUUUGUGUACCGUGUACUGA